Messenger RNA from Gymnogyps californianus (California condor), 1668 nucleotides. RefSeq names its product protein phosphatase targeting COQ7 (gene PPTC7). The transcript has 6 exons. The record is from RefSeq and is a predicted model, not a curated record. Bases 53 to 946 code for a protein of 297 amino acids. NCBI's taxonomy places the organism in Eukaryota, Metazoa, Chordata, Aves, Accipitriformes, Cathartidae.
GCGCCGGUGGCUCCCCGCGUUCCUGGCUCUGGGCUGGUGGGCGCCCCACGCCAUGUUCUCGGUGCUCUCCUAUGGCAGGCUGGUGGCCCGGGCAGUCCUGGGCGGCCUCUCGCAGACGGACUCCCGUGACUACAGCUUGGUGACAGCCAGCUGUGGCUUUGGCAAAGAUUUCCGCAAGGGCAUCCUCAAGAAAGGCAUGUGCUACGGGGAUGACGCCUGCUUCGUGGCCCGGCACCGGUCGGCAGAUGUGCUGGGGGUAGCAGAUGGUGUAGGUGGCUGGAGAGACUAUGGGGUUGACCCUUCUCAGUUCUCAGGGACUCUAAUGCGAACAUGUGAACGUUUAGUAAAAGAAGGACGGUUUGUACCAAGUAAUCCUGUUGGGAUUCUCACCGCAGGUUAUUGUGAGCUGCUGCAGAACAAAGUACCUUUGCUUGGAAGCAGUACAGCUUGUAUAGUAGUUCUGGACAGAACAAGUCAUCGUUUACAUACAGCCAACUUGGGAGAUUCUGGAUUUUUGGUAGUCAGAGGAGGAGAAGUAGUACAUCGAUCUGAUGAGCAGCAGCAUUACUUCAACACUCCGUUCCAACUGUCAAUAGCUCCACCAGAAGCAGAAGGAGUUGUCUUAAGCGACAGCCCUGAUGCUGCGGAUAGUACUUCUUUUGAUGUCCAACUUGGAGACAUUAUUUUGACUGCAACAGAUGGACUGUUUGACAACAUGCCUGACUACAUGAUUCUGCAGGAGUUAAAAAAGCUGAAGAACUCCAACUAUGAGAGUAUACAGCAGACUGCAAGAAGCAUUGCUGAGCAAGCUCACGAGCUGGCAUAUGAUCCCACUUACAUGUCGCCGUUUGCACAGUUUGCAUGUGACAAUGGAUUGAAUGUGAGAGGGGGAAAACCAGAUGACAUCACCGUCCUUCUUUCUAUUGUAGCCGAGUACACAGACUGACCUGCCCGGAGCGUCGGCUUCUGACGUUUUCGUUAUCCCCGAGCUCCUAGCUUCACCCGUACGGUUUCCUGCUGGCAGGAUUGCUUUCUUCCUUCGCAGCUGAUCUCAGCAGCUGGUUCUCGAGCUCGUUGCCUGUCUUGAGACGCAACUGAAGUCCUUGUUAAGAACCACUCUCGUAGUACACUGGUCUUUGUCUGCCAGCAAGAAAUGAAGAAGCUCAAGGCUUGAAGCAUGUCUUUCGGAGCUUAGUCGUUGUCCUUAAAAGGGGGAGGAUCAACCCCGCGUCGUUCCUGCGUUCGAAAUGUGACUUACUUUCAAAGGAGUAGAAUUGGUUUAUCAUCUUUCAAACUAGAUUCAGUAGCUAAAACCUCUACAAGAGGGCAUAUUACUCUAUUUGCUAGAAACGUUCACUAUUCAUUAAAGGGUAUGUUACAGAACACAGUUUCAUAAGCAUAGUCUUGUUACAGUGAUAGCUGAGGUUUCGUGUUUCUAAGCUCCAGUUUUCAGGAGAUUUCUAACUGCUGUAAACAUUCUGCUCUUGCCAUACGUGGUGUCAGCCUAGGAGCCUUUUCUAGUACAAAAUUUCAAAAAAAACCCCCCGUACUUAGUUCAAGUUAUAUGGAUGCAAAUGUGUUUUGUGGUUUCAGGUGCUUAACUGUGAUCUUAAAAAGUUCUGCAGAUCAUUCGUCCAUAAUGGGCCUGGUAUCUGGAUGUUUUGGCUG